AAGUCGAGGAGGCGGGGCUUGUCUCACGUUGAGGUAAGAAAAUUAACACGCAGUUUAAUCGGAUGCUGUAGCGAAAGGCGCGUGCUGCUUUAUCAAAUCACAGCUGAAAAAGGCCCGUGCUGCUGGAAGAGCUCCACCAUUCCCAUUUGUUUUAUCUUCAGACUUCAGAAGUGCGCAGUUUAACAGACCGCUGCUCAUCAUGGCUGUCGACGGAUGUGGACUCGUGUGCAAAUAUAUUCUCAUCCUUUUCAACAUCAUCUUUGCUGUGGUUGGGACGGCGUUUCUGGGCCUCGGUUUGUGGCUCAGAUUCAGCGAAGGCACCAGAGGGAUCUUUGAUAUCGACGCGCUCAACUCCAGCGCUUUCGUCAUAGGUGUGACCGUGCUGAUCAUUCUUGGUUCAAUCAUGCUGAUUGUGGUGGCGUUCGGAGACUACGGCGCCUGCAAUGAGAAAAAAUGUGCCCUGCAAGUGUUCUCCAUCCUGGUCUUCUUUCUGGCUGUGGCCGAGUUUAUCAUCGGAGGACUUGCCUAUUCCAACAGAGACACGGUUGGACUGAGACUAGGAGAGUUUUACACAACUUUAUACACCCUCUAUGUGAAUAGCCAAGAUCCAGCAAUUGGUGUCACACUCACAUUCAUCCACAACUCGCUGCACUGCUGUGGAAUGACCGGAGUGCCGCUAGUUGAGCUGGUGAAGCAGACCUGUCCUAAACCAGACGGUAUCAUGGAGCACCUCGUCAUGCCUAACUGUCCCGCUACCAUCAUCACCGUCUUCGACAGCCGGGCGCCACUGGUGCUGGGCAUCUUCGUCGGAACUGGAGCUCUUCUGAUCGUAGCUCUGAUUUGCAGCGGAGUUCUCAGUUCACAGAUUCGCCAUGCCUCCUCAUCUCCUCAGUACAUUAUCCUGAACUCCAGCACCCCCUCCCUGGCUGCCCCUCAGCCGUACCCUCAGCCGUACCCUCAGCCUGUCACCGCCUCCAACAACUCCUUCCCCAACCAGGACCCCGCUGUCUUCACAUCCCUCUCUGUGGUCAACGUCCCUGUGGCUCAGGCUUAGGAGGCUUCUCGACAGAUUCCAUUCUCGCUGUUGUGGAUUUGUGUUGUUCCACAGCGUCUUGACGUGACAAACCCUUUGCUUCACUCGGCAUGAUCACGCUUGAGCUUCACACUUUGUAGAAGGAAAAAAAAUCCCCCCCUCAGAUAUCUAAACUGUACUUUUGGGAAGAUCAUUCUCCAAGAAAUUGGGAAAAGCACUUGUUCUGAUGCAACCGUUGGGUUUCUAUUGGUCAGAACUUUACACACCUCCAGCACGGACAUGAAUUUCAUGAUAAUU
Molecule: messenger RNA, 1330 nt
Organism: Poecilia latipinna (sailfin molly)
Lineage: Eukaryota; Metazoa; Chordata; Actinopteri; Cyprinodontiformes; Poeciliidae
Product: CD9 antigen-like
Exons: 9
Coding region: 200-1054 (284 amino acids)
Cellular component (GO): plasma membrane
Source: RefSeq, a predicted model, not a curated record